This is a messenger RNA of Triplophysa dalaica, 3737 nucleotides long. It is a transcript of the gene olfm1b, whose product is annotated as olfactomedin 1b. Lineage: Eukaryota; Metazoa; Chordata; Actinopteri; Cypriniformes; Nemacheilidae. Bases 334 to 1791 code for a protein of 485 amino acids. The record is from RefSeq and is a predicted model, not a curated record. Gene Ontology annotation, biological process: signal transduction. The transcript has 6 exons.
CCGAGUAAUUCAGUUGCGUGGGGAAGGCGGACCGAUAAGGGCGUGAACGCACACAAAAGAGGCACGACCUACGGGAAAGACACCAGUUAAAAAGGACCGGCCAGAGUGUCACCAUAGCUUUGUUUCAGGCUUUUUGUUACUCGAACCCUACAGGGGACCAUUCAACCUCCGACAGCGCCAAGAUGAACACCGCGAUACCGUCCGAACCGGGACCGUUAGAGGAGAUGAUGAGAGUUAUGAUGGUGAUACAAGAGGCGCUUACGGGCAACGAUGCUCGCCGUGGUUUUCCAGUGGCUUGUGUAGAAUAAUGAGAGUCUGUGUCCUAGCGCAAAGAUGUCGGUGCCUUUGCUGAAGAUCGGUGUGGUGCUCAGCACCAUGGCAAUGAUCACCAACUGGAUGUCCCAGACUCUGCCAUCACUGGUGGGACUGAACACCACCAAACUAACCGCGGCGCAGGGUGGCUAUCCAGACCGGAGUAUAGGAGUUUUACCCGCUAACCCAGAGGAGUCCUGGCAGGUGUACAGCUCAGCGCAGGACAGCGAGGGCAGAUGUGUGUGUACGGUUGUCGCACCUCAACAAACCAUGUGCUCAAGAGACGCCCGCACCAAACAACUCCGUCAGCUACUGGAGAAGGUGCAAAACAUGACGCAAUCGAUCCAAGUGUUGGACCAGCGGACCCAGAGGGACCUGCAGUAUGUGGUGAAGAUGGAAGAUCAGCUCCGUGGCCUGGAGACCAAAUUCAAACAGGUGGAGGAAAACCACAAACAAAACAUCGCCAAGCAAUACAAGGCCAUAAAGGCAAAAAUGGCGGAGCUGCGACCGCUGAUUCCCGUACUGGAGGAGUACAAAGCCGACGCCCGUCUGGUCCAGCAGUUUAAAGAGGAGGUGCAGAACCUGACGUCCAGCCUCAGCCUCCUCCAGCAGGAGAUGGGAGCGUACGACUACGACGACCUCCACUCUCGCGUGGUCAACCUGGAGGAGAGACUGCGUGCGUGCAUGCAGAAACUCGCAUGCGGAAAGCUUACCGGCAUUAGUGAUGCUAUCACCAUUAAAACAUCCGGCUCUCGGUUCGGAUCCUGGAUGACGGACCCACUCGCUCCUGAAGGAGACACAAGGGUAUGGUACAUGGACGGUUACCAUAACAACCGCUUCGUGCGAGAAUACAAGUCUAUGGCAGACUUCAUGGCGUCAGAUAAUUUCACCUCUCACCGGCUGCCGCACCCCUGGUCAGGGACGGGUCAGGUGGUCUACAACGGCUCCAUCUACUUCAACAAAUUCCAGAGUAACAUGAUCAUCAAGUUCGACUUCAAGACCUCCACCAUCAGUAAAUCCCAGCGUCUGGACAACGCAGGCUACAGCAACACCUACCACUACGCUUGGGGCGGCCACUCGGACAUCGACCUCAUGGUGGACGAGAGCGGUCUCUGGGCCGUGUACGCCACCAACCAGAACGCAGGGAAUAUUGUCAUCAGCAAGCUCCACCCGAUGACCUUGCUCAUUUUGCAGUCCUGGACGACCAAUCACCCGAGGCGCAGCGCCGGCGAGUCCUUUAUGAUUUGCGGAACUUUGUACGUAACCAACGGCUACUCGGGAGGUACGAAGGUCUACUACGCCUACCAAACCAACUCCUCGACCUACGAGUACAUCGAUAUCGUUCUGCAAAACAAGUACUCGCACAUCUCAAUGCUGGACUACAAUCCGCGAGAUCGUGCGCUGUACGCCUGGAACAAUGGCCAUCAGGUUCUCUACAACGUCACGCUUUUCCAUGUCAUCCGCUCUGAGCAGUUGUAACUGAUGAGCGGAAAAAUGGAAAACUGUUAACCGUGGAGUGGAUUGACAUUUUGGGACUUAGUUUGGAGUACCUUAAAAGGAACAUUAAAGAGAACCUCAGAUUCCCAAGACAAUCCAUUGGAAUGUUCUUAUUAUAAAACAAUGUUAUGCUGAAUGAAAAACUACAGACAUGUGAUUGAGUAAAACAAAACCAUGAACAGAUGCCAAAAAACAACAACAAAUACAUAAAGCCACGCCUUUCUUUUUUACAUAAGGACCUUACUUUGCAGAACAAUGGAGUAAUGGACUAUAAGCCUAUCGUGGAAUAUUCGAUCCCUUCCUCAUCAAGCGAGUGCAGGAAUAUCAUUGGUGCUUCAUUUGGGAAAUGAACACGGACAGCUACCAGUCUGUGCAAUGUCACCGUCCAACUCAUGUGUGCUUUGCAGAGCUAAAUCCUUUAGAUAAUGAAAAUUAAAUGAAAAAAGCGAUUGCCUGAAGGCGCUGACUGUUGAAAGCUUUGUUGUUGUUCAAAGGACUCUUGUGAGAUUUUACUUGAACUUCUCUGCGAUUAACUUCUCUAGACGUGGUUGCACCAUAUCGUGAAAUUUUUUAAGGACCUACUGUAUGUAGCAACUGAGAUCAGACCAAAGUGUGCCGUUUAAGUCAAUAUGAAAUCAAAAUAGAUCCAAUUUACUAAAAAACAAACAUAAACACUGGGUUGAUUCAAUCCAGGGUUGGGCAAAAUAUGGAAAAACCCAACUGUUGGGAUUAAAUCAAUAGAUGAUGGGUCCUUUCAUUUUAAAAUGUUGGACUGUUGCAAGGCAUGGUUGAGUCAAAUAUGGACAUUUUAUUGGUUCAUUUAACCCAAUGUUUGGUUUGGUCCUUUAUUUAGCCAGCCAUGAUUUUUAUAAAUGGUUUCAUCGGACGCAUGCACUUGUCCAUAAAUUAACUUCCUUUCCAUGUCUGGUUAUAACAUAAAAAUGUAUUUCAUAUUUACUUUGAUCUUUUAUCAAAAUAUAAUAAGUUGCCUCCAAAAUAAGUUUGAUUUUAUGUAAAGAAUCCCACCACUUUAACCAGAAUUACCAACGGAUAAUAAUAAGGCCACUCCCUUUAUGUCGUUCUCACUGAAUAUUUUGUUGAAAUUUAUUGAAAUAAAUUGCAUUUCACAUUGACUUUAAACAAUCUGCGGUGAGAACAUCACCCUUCACGAAACAGCUAGACAGCUAGCUGUGUUUGUAAAUAGACGUGCGUUAUACGAGCAUCACGGUUGCUACGAUACACGUCCGGUCUGUGUAACAGCUGCACGAGAUGUUACUAACAGAUGGUUCAGGUAGAAUCCAAUUCUGUGUCUCUGUGCUGGUGAUUUUUCGUGAAACUUUCUGUUGCAUGAGCAGUUUGUACAUGCGCAGGUGUGCUCAAAGGAAUGUUUACCUGUAUGAUGCUGUACAUGACUGAUCCAGGAUCGUGGCUGCGGGUGGGGGGUGGGCACCUGUGGGGGAGAGAGGAAGACUCGGGUUGGGCGGGUAGGUUCUAGAAACGUAAAAAAUGCUUGUUUUCGAUCUCGUUUGUUUUGAGUGUCUUGUUUCCCAUUUGUAAUUUUUGUAGAUUUAUAGUUUGAUGUUUUUUGUAAUAUAAUACCGUAUGCUUGAGUGAAGCUUCGGCGUCUUUUAGUUUGAUGGCGCUAGAACGCCACGCUUCUCUCGGAAAUUCAAAAAAGAUAUAUCAGAGUGAUAUCAGAAUGUACUUUAAAAUGUCUAUAUGAGAGUUUAGAGGGUAUGAAAAAUAUGACAAUAAAACUAUGAAAAUAUGACGCUGGCAUUAUAAUAAGGCUCAUACUGUCUUAUGAAGCGAAUUAGCAACGUCUAAUAUUAGCUUUCGUUCAUUUUACGCUUAGCUGGAUGUGUGUUGUAUCUGUGAUCCAUGAUUCUUACCAAUAAACAAAGGAUCUAUGUCCUUAUGUCAUUCUG